Molecule: messenger RNA, 2697 nt
Organism: Medioppia subpectinata
Lineage: Eukaryota; Metazoa; Arthropoda; Arachnida; Sarcoptiformes; Oppiidae
Source: the annotation of a GenBank genome assembly
AUGCAUUCAAUAACAUUGGAUCCGCACAACAAGUAUCAGCUCAAGUGGUUCUUUGACGAUCACAAACAGCGAAUCACAUUCAACGCGAUGGUCGAGACCACCGGUUGGGUCGGGUUUGGCAUUUCGCCCAACGGAGGAAUGACCGGAAGUGAUCUGGUCAUCGGGUGGAUAGAUGAGCAUGGUCGGCCACAGUUUCACGACCGAUACGCCGAAGAGGAAGAGUUGCCGACAAUAGACGAGUCCCAAGACUGGCAUUUACUGGAGUCCGGACACAACGGAUCGCACACUUGGUUCACAUUCACGCGAGUCUAUUACACGUGCGAUACGGAGAUGGAUCUGCACAUCACAUCGGACAUGACCAAGAUCAUUUGGGCCUACAGCCAACACAAGCCCUCCUCACCCAACGCUAUGCCACAACACAAGGCCCACAAUAGGGGCGCACGUAAUGUGCAUUUGCUUAGUAUUCCCGGCCAUCGUUUGGACAAUACGGCCGCCGAACACAUCGAGAAGUGGGACAUCACUUCCAGCAAUCUGUUGAUACCCAACAACUCGGACACAACCUAUUGGUGCAAAAUAGUGAUCGCGCCCUUCAAGACCAAAGUCCAUGUCAUACGGAUCGAGCCAAUGAUAUCACCGAAAACAAACGCCCCAUUCGUUCACCACAUGGUUCUGUACCGAUGUCUUCACCCGAACUCGUCACACAUGGAUCAGUACGCCUCCCAUAGCGGCGCCAAUUUGCGUCAAUACGACGCCGACACCGCAACCAUGGGAUCAGUGGCCGACUAUCGGCUCUUCAUUCCUCCUAAACAAGAGUCGGUGACAAUUGCCGGUCACUGUCACCCGACUUGCUUCAGGAGCAAGAUUCCAGAUGAUGGACUUCAUGUGAUCGCCAGUUUACCUCACGGACAUAAACACGUCCGCAAAAUACUUGUCCGGCAUUUCAGAAACGGAACAGAAUUAGAGCCAAUCGCCGAAGAAAACAAUUAUGACUUUAAUUUUCAAGACUUUCAACGAUCUCCAGAUCAGUGCCGUAUUCUUCGCGACGACCACAUCGUUGUCGAGUGUACUUAUAAUACACAAAACAGAGACAUCCCGUUAUUUGGCGGACUAUCGACUAAAGAGGAGAUGUGUUUAGUAUUCAUUAUAUACUAUCCGAGAAUGAAAUUAACCCGAAAUUGUUUGAGUGGUUUAACUCCGCAAACAGUUAUGACACUUUCAGAUGUGGCAGAAGUGCACAGCAUUGAUGACAACGACAUGAAUCCAUUAAUAGUGAUGCCAUCCAAUUACGCCAAUGAAAGGCUCUCAGAAUAUGUACAGAACAAGAGUUUUUGGGACCAGAAUGUGAUGAGCGCUUCCCAACAGUUGAUUAGAUUCGCGCCGCAAAAGGCUCAGUGUUUUUGGCGUAAAGUCGACGGCGCGGCCGGAAUGGACGAAAUCGAUGAUCUCAUUCAAUACCCAACUAUUUUAAACACAUAUAAAGAACCCGUCAAAGAGUGUCAGACAUUAUCUGUCUACAAGUAUGUGAAGCCUUCUCAGCCCAUAUACCGUCCGCCGUCCGCCAGAAUCGCCACCAAUCGGACUGAAUCUCCAGAAUCUCACUCUUCGUCCACGACUUCCACUUCUCAGUCAAACAACGAGUCGCUGAAUAAGUCGGGAAUCUUCGGGAAUAAAGCAAUUGUUUCGGAUCCAUUAAAGAGUGCUCUGAAGAGAUCAAAAUCAUUUGGCGCUAACGUAACGGACAGUAAUUGCGAAUCAAUCGGACAUUUGAUGUCAAUUGAAGACAUUUCGUGGGAAAACAUGACAUUAAUUCGUCGGUCUAUUGAGAAGACAAACUCAAUGACAACCAAUCAAUUGAUGCAAAUCGUGCGCAUUAUCUGCAAUAAAGCCAUCGAUAAUUCAUCCAAUUCUCGCUCUUUAGCCAUCAUUUGUCUGACAAUUAAUGAGAAACAGAGCGAAACACACAGACAUCUGUUCAUUGAGUCUCUAAUCAAUUGUCUGCGCGAAUGGUUUAACGAAAGGGAUAGACUUCGGCUCACUUCUGGCGGCGCCCGCCGUUGGGUCGCAUACGUGUCCUUCAUAUGCGAGCUAUACAUGAAUCUGAAGACACGGACAGAACCGCAGAAUACGAGACAAUGUUUUAACGACACAAGACACUUCGACAACGAAUACGAUUUUCAUACAAAUAGAUCCAAUGAUAGCCAAACAUCCCCUCCAGUGAUGGCCAAACAGGAGAAACAGUUUUCGGUUUUGCUUUACGACUCAUUUCAGGCCAUUUUAAUGAACGCCAACUCAACGCCAACAGAGAUCGAGUGCCUUCACUCCUCUUUGCGGUCUUGUGGCAAAUACCUGGAAGAAGACAAUGCCUCAAGAAUGAAGACAUUGAUGGCCACAAUUCGGGACACAUUUCUAUCUCUAAGCCAAUCGUCUCAUCAAAUAAAUUGCCAGAAAUUGUAUUUAGAGAUAAUAGAGUUGUGUUCGAGUCGUUGGCACUUCACUCAGUCUCAGCUCAUAUAUUACUUCCCGUACACUAAACCCGACCAAUGAUUAUAACGACUAACUCUUUGGAUCUAAUUUAACGAAUCCUUUCGAUACGAAACCUUUUCAUUAUUGACUUUCGAUACGAUAUUUAGUUUAGUAUUUAUUAUAAACUAAUUAUAUUCAGUCAUUUAAAUGUAACUCAUAAUCAUUUGUUUAAAA